Molecule: messenger RNA, 1076 nt
Organism: Equus quagga
Lineage: Eukaryota; Metazoa; Chordata; Mammalia; Perissodactyla; Equidae
Gene: CD79A
Product: CD79a molecule
Exons: 5
Coding region: 51-737 (228 amino acids)
Biological process (GO): B cell differentiation; B cell receptor signaling pathway
Cellular component (GO): external side of plasma membrane; membrane; B cell receptor complex
Molecular function (GO): transmembrane signaling receptor activity
Source: RefSeq, a predicted model, not a curated record
UGGUACCCCAGGACUGCUGCAACCCAGACCAACCAACACACUGGGAGAAGAUGCCUGGGGCUCCUGGAGUCCUCCAAGCCCCGCCUGCCACCCUCUUCCUCCUCUUCUUGAUCUCUGCUGCUGGCGUGGGCCCUGGGUGCCAGGCCCUGUGGGUGGAUGGGGGCCCGCCAUCAGUGACAGUGAACGUGGGGGAUGAGGCCCGCCUCCAGUGCAAGCACAAUGGCAGCAGCCCAGGGAGCCACAUCAACAUCACCUGGUGGCGCAUCCUCCAAAGCAACUUCACAUGGCCUCCCAUGUUCCUGGAGUAUGGCAAGGGGCCCAUGGGCGAGCUGACCAUCCAGCAGGUGAAUAAGAGCCAUGGGGGCAUGUACAGGUGCCAAGCUAAGGAAGGCAACGAGACCAAGCAGUCCUGUGGCACCUACCUCCGCGUGCGUGAGCCGCUCCCCAGACCCUUCCUGGACAUGGGGGAGGGCACCAAGAACAACAUCAUCACAGCCGAGGGGAUCAUCCUGCUGUUCUGCGCAGUGGUGCCUGGGACGCUGCUGCUGUUCAGGAAACGAUGGCAGAACUUGAAGUUCGGGCCAGACAUCCAGGAUGACUACGAAGAUGAGAAUCUUUAUGAGGGCCUGAACCUCGAUGACUGUUCCAUGUACGAGGACAUCUCCCGGGGCCUCCAGGGCACCUACCAGGACGUGGGCAGCCUCCACAUCGGAGACGUCCAGCUGGAGAAGCCGUGACCCGGCCGGGCUGCCCCCAUCUGCUGUGCUUCCAAUUUGUGUCUCUCCCCACUUCCCUGGAACGCAGUCUUUUCACAAUCUUUCCUGGGAGUGUCCUGACUGAACUUCCCGCUGAGGAGUGUCCACUCUUCUUCCCUCUAGACUGUCCUCAUCUCUGCCCCACACCCGAACUCAAUCCUCCCCCUGCGCCUUUCCCAGCCUCCCCCCCCCACCCCCAGCGGGUAAUGAGCCCUUAAUCGCUGCCUCUAGGGGAGCUGAUUGUAGCAGCCUCGUUAGUGCCACCUCCCCCUCCCUGCUCUGUCAUGGCCACUUAGUGAUAAUAAAUCCUUCCCAACUGCA